AUGCCUCGACGUCUGCAGAAUAUCACCCUCAACUACAGAGAGGACACGUUGAGCUUCUGUUCUUUUAUUUUCUCCGACGGACCCCGCCGAGCAACGUGCAUCAGGAGCCUCAAGUUCAGCGGCACAUCCCUCGCUAUGAGCGAUCGCAUAGGUGUGGGGAAGCUCGUGUCCGACGCGUCCCUCGCUUAUAAGCUCGCAAGGGUGAUAGCUCUCGCAACGGGUCUGAGAUCCGUGCGCUUUGACAACACGUUUAUCCCAUCACUUGGGGCCGUCUUCGAUUCCUCGCCUGCGCUGGCGGAUGCUCUCGCAGGAACCACCAGUCUCCGAGAAGUACAGUUCUACGUCAAAGAUGGUGGAUGCCUCACCUUGCUUGCUCGGAUGAAGAACCGCCUACAUUCUGUAACUGUUCUCUUUCAUAGACCCAAAGGGGUCGUUGCCCAGAUGCGGGCCCUCCUUCAACCUGAAACCCACGAUGCGAUUAUCCGAGAAAGAUACGGACCCGGCAUCACCUGGCCUGCCGUACAGGAUUUGACUGUGUCGGGGACCAUCAAAAGUCUUUCGACACUUUCCCAUGCGUUCCCUAAUGUGCGGAGCGUUGAUGCAGUCGAUCUGAGGCCCGAGGGCACUGCGGGAGGCAAUCUUUUACACACUGUGAACGGCAGUCCUGUGGGCACUGCAGAUGACUGGACCCAAUUGGACGUAGUGACCUUGGAUCGUCCCAUCUCAUUGCUUCACCCAGUCCGUCACCUCAAUCUAACUCGCGUUUACGUGGAUAACACCAAGGGUUGGUCUGCCACCGCGACGUUGAUCAGCUGUGCAUCUCCCGUCAUUAUUUCUCUCGCAGUAUUCACCACACGCUUCCUCGAAUGGAUCGCGAAAUUCGCCACAUGCUGCCGCUAUAUGCGCAUCUACUCAGAGAAUGUCCGCUUGUAUGAUUGGAUCGAUCGCUUCGCCCCUCUUCUCUCAUCGGUGCCGCUGCAUGCGAUCCUUCUGAUCGCCUGGGGCCACCGGCUUGACGAUCGAUCAUCUUUGGUGAAGCAAGCGAGACUGAUUGCGGCUUGUAUCCCUUCGCUAGUGUACAUCAAUAUCGCUCCAAUGCAAAGCAUCGAGGGGCGCAUGGACUGGUACUAUCGGGUUGAAUCCCGUGCGCACGAGGAUGGACCACAAAUCAUUCUUCUCCCACAUGACAAAGGCGACAUACUUAAGCAGAUUCUCCUUGAGACUGCUCGGGGUUGA
Laetiporus sulphureus 93-53 is the source of this 1236-nucleotide messenger RNA. RefSeq lists its product as uncharacterized. The coding region runs from base 1 to 1236 and encodes 411 amino acids. Lineage: Eukaryota; Fungi; Basidiomycota; Agaricomycetes; Polyporales; Laetiporaceae. The transcript has 3 exons. The record is from RefSeq and is a predicted model, not a curated record.